Messenger RNA from Pomacea canaliculata, 1146 nucleotides. Its product is annotated as perivitellin-2 31 kDa subunit. Bases 116 to 976 code for a protein of 286 amino acids. The transcript has 3 exons. The record is from RefSeq and is a predicted model, not a curated record. NCBI's taxonomy places the organism in Eukaryota, Metazoa, Mollusca, Gastropoda, Architaenioglossa, Ampullariidae.
UUUUGACUGGCGUGCAGCCUCCUCGUGGGUACCUGUAUCAAGUAUAUAAAAGUGGACAUGAAGAUUGCCGGACCCAGAAGAGGGGAUCAAAAACUAUUAGAACAAUUCAAGUUCUAUGGUGAAAAAGAUACACUUCGUCAUGGAAAGACAUGCUUCUAUAGUGGCUUUUCUUCUAGCUGUUCUGGCGCUGACCGAGUCCCAAGCCUUCACCUCCGUGAAACUGCCGAGGGACGAGCACUGGCCCUACAAUUAUGUGUCUAUUGGACCGGCUGGCGUGUGGGCUGUCAACCGUCAAAACAAACUCUUCUACCGAACGGGAACCUACGGCGACAACGCCAACAUUGGCUCUGGAUGGCAGUUCAAGCAGGACGGUGUUGGGCAAGUUGAUGUAGGUAAAGACAAAGUAGGCUAUAUCAAUCUAUCGGGGGGAUCACUGUUUCGUAUUGACGGCAUCUCUCAAGCCAAUCCUGUCGGCGGUUCCCCUAAAAGCUGGGAGUGGUGGACGAAAUACAUUGGCAUGUCUCUAAGAGAAGACACACGUUUCUCUUCUCGUAUCGAAAACCAAAAUAAAGUUCUUACUUUUACAUUUCGAACCUGUUUCUGGGCUAGCCGCAUAACCAACUGGUGUUUCGCUGAUAGUAGUUAUACCGAAACUGUUACCGCUGGUGGCUCCGGUACAUGGAUCACCAAAAGCCAGUUAAAGUAUAAAAGUGGAACCUUCGGCAACCCUGACACCGAGGGAGGAGAUUGGAUCACUGUCGACUCGGGUUCCUUCCAACAUGUCUCAUCCGGCAGUGGGGUGGUGCUGGCCGUCCGUUCUAACGGUGAACUGGUGAAGCGCACAGGCAUCACGUGCAGCUUGCCACAGGGCUCCGGCUGGUCCAGCAUGUUAAACGGCAUGUCUCGAGUGGACACCUAUGGGACCGUCGCCUGGGCCGUCGACACUUAUGGUGACUUGUACUUCAUCAACCUGUAGACCUCGUGACAAACCUGGCAGUAACAAGCAGAAGCGAACUUUCUCUGACGUAAAAGUCUCUUAAACUUCUCGUUCAGUAGUUGCCAGUCAUGUCAAUGGCAAUGUUUAUUGUAUAGCUAUGUGACUAGGCAUUCACUAAAUACUAAACAGAUAAAAUGUCUUAAUCUGCA